Magallana angulata is the source of this 2242-nucleotide messenger RNA. RefSeq names its product elastase-like. The transcript has 2 exons. Lineage: Eukaryota; Metazoa; Mollusca; Bivalvia; Ostreida; Ostreidae. Gene Ontology annotation, molecular function: metalloendopeptidase activity. Gene Ontology annotation, biological process: proteolysis. Bases 276 to 2141 code for a protein of 621 amino acids. The record is from RefSeq and is a predicted model, not a curated record.
AUGGAUUCUCAUUUACAAUAAUUUAAACCAGAAUUAUGUCGUAAUUCGUGUGCAAUUGAUCUUUGGGUCAUCACAAUGACAUUUUAUUAAAAUUCCAGAUGGCAUUUGUAAACAAGUCUGUAACAAUAAAUAUAUGCCAAGAGCAAGCCCAAUGUAUUUCAAUAUUAAAUUCAGAUUAUAGCAAAGUGCACAUCUUCCAGAACCAUUAUACGGUCGCAAUCUUUUAAAGAUUUUUUCCCGCAACAACAAGUUUUAUUUCAUCAAGGAUAAUUAUCAUGAACAUUGUAUUUUGGUUUUGCCUUUGUUCAGGGCAUAUUGUACAGAUUCAUGGAUAUCGAGAGAUGAGUUUUCCGGGACAAAAAAACUCCAUCUAUUUAGACAAAAGGAGGGACAUCAAGACAUAUGAUAGCGAAGUAGGUGAAGUAAGCGAUAUUUUGGCGAAUGAGAAUAAUGGCUUGAUCCUCGUUGACAAGGCUGAUUCUAUAGAAAAAACAAAAAUAGUUCGAUAUCGUGAAACAUUCAAAGGGAUUCCAGUAUAUGAUGCUUUCAUUACAACAGAACUAGAUUCAAACACAGGUUCCUGGACUGGUCAGAUUUCUGGUGAAUGGUACGAAGAUUUAGAGCGAGAUAUUACGUCAGUUGUUCCUCUACUGAGUAAACACCAGGCAUUGGCAUUAGCUCUGUUCAACGAAAAGAUACAGGAUGGUUCCAACGUUAUAGAUAGUUCAAUUUCACUUGUUAUUGUUCCAUGGAAUGGCACAGGGAUUCUCUGCUAUGAUACAACGUUACUCAUAAUUACCCCCAAAGAUAUGCAAAGACCUGGAAUAUUUAUCAAUGCAAAUUCCGGUUUGAUUUUCCGAAGAGUACAAAGGUUACGCCAAAGUUCUCUCAUUAAUGCAAUUGGAGGAAAUUUAAAAACGGAAAAAAUUAUCUAUGGAAAAAACUAUCCACCUUUAAAUGUAGAAAGUAAUUUCAAUGGAACAGUGUGCUCUCUAAAAUCCAAACUAGUUCGUGUAUACGAUUUAAAAUCGGCACUGAUGCCCAAUAGAUCGAAACCAUUUAGAUUUCUUUGCAACCAAAGCAUUCAAGACGAAGUGAACGGUGGCUAUUCUCCUAUGUCUGACGCAUUUUAUAUGUCACAGAGGGUUUUCGAAAUGUUUGAUCAGUGGGCACAUGUUUCAGUAAUAAGAAAUCCUCCGAUUGAUAUAUGGGUACAUUAUGGGAAGAGACAGUUUAACGCGAUGUAUAAUGGUAAAGCUUUAGUUUUCGGUGAUGGUGAUGAGAAAAACUUUCCAUUGGUAACAUAUGAUAUAGUUGCUCACGAGUUUGCCCACGUAUUUACAGAAUCCUAUUCCAAUUUAGAAUAUGAGAAUCAGUCAGGGGCAAUAAAUGAGGCAUUCUCCGACCUGGUUGGAGAGACAUUUGAAUUUUAUAUGACUGGCAUAAACGAUUUUCAUAUAGGAGCCAAAACUGACAAAAUCAAUGAGGAAGGAAUCCGCGACAUUUGUAACCAACAAACAGAUGGGUUAUCUAUCGUUCAUGUACAGGACUAUUACGACGGAAUGGAAGUUCAUUUAUCAAGUGGUAUUUUCAAUAAAGUAUCUUGUAUUUUAAUGAAAAAUCCGAAUAUCGGACUGAAAGUAACUUUUCAAAUUUAUACCCAUGCCAAUAGAUUUUACUGGGGUCCAGUAUCCAAUUUCUCUGACGCAGUUUGUGGGAUUCUUAAAGCUGCCUAUGAUCUUGGUCACGAUACAAAUGUCAUUAGAGAAGCAUUUUCAGUUGUUGGUUUGAAUGGUUGCAAUUUAGAUAUGUAUAUCAGAAAAUUGUAUGGGAAGACACAUAUUCAAAAUUUAAUGGCCACGAAGAACGAGAAAAUAAUGUUAGCAUUUGAUGGACAGUUUACAAUUAAGAAUAAAUUUAUUCGUGUUUUUACUGAAGGAGGAGCUGGGGAUGUUGAUCUGUAUUUGAAUUACAAUCUCAUAUUGAAAAGAAACAAGGCAAAAUAUGUUUCAGUCAGCGACGGAAACUUAGAGGUCUUGCAGAUUCCAGCCAAAAAAUGCAGAAAGAAAUUGUGCUACAUCCAUCUCUUACCUAAAGAGAAAGGCUUUAGUGGCGUUUCAUUAUGGAUUGAUGUUUUGUAAAUAGCUGAAAUAAACACUCAUCGUAUGAAAAAUAAAAAAAAAAACCAUGUUUUUAUGCCUGUCUGGUUCUGAAUAAAAAUAACCUAAUAAUGGUGUAUUUA